AUGGAAACCCCAAUGCUACCUGUAAGAUUCUACACCGACUUUAUCCUCACCUAUACUCCACGGGAUGAUGAAGGAAUGCCCAUGCCACCUUGGAUGGACGCGAUUCCUCCGGUUCUACCGUAUGCCAUUGGACGUGGCUCAACUUGGUAUGCCGCCGACCUAAACAUGGCUAUCGAAAACUACACUGACUACUGCGUACCCAUCUUCAAGCCGGCCAGCUACUUUCCCUGCGCCUUCGUCAACGUCAAUUCCACGGCCUACCUAGUCUCCCCAAAGGAGUACGGCUAUGGUCCAUGCUGUGUCUACCGACCAAACUGGUCAAUUCCACAUCGGGAUUUUAUGCGGGCGUUUGCGGAUCAUUACAAUGGAUCAACGGAGAGCGUGGGUCAUGGCGUCCUCAAUCAGACUGUUGACUGGUGGGUCAUACCUGAGGAUACCGAUCUCCUCUUUCGAUCCAAAAAAGUAAAGGGCCAUCCGGUCUUUGGUGGUUUUGGAUGGGCUCGUAAACCGAUGCCUAGGUAAGUUUCGGAAAAUCGCAAUGCUCUAAAUACACUCCUGCCUUAAUGAAUCUGUCUCACCCUAUCUGAGGUUGUUUGUUAUUUUUCCACUUAAUGGCUUACAUCCCUUCAGUGAUCAGCUGUGUACGGAAUGUUAAAUCCACUUCAGUUAUUUCAGACCAUUGUGAUUAAGAAAACGCACAGAACAGUCAGUAUAAGGAGAAACGCGUGAGGUUUCACGAUCACUAUUCAGUCAGACGGGAGGUGAAAGCAUCGAACUCGAACCGCUAAUCAGUCUUGACUUGGAGCGCUGUUGUUUAUAUCGGGACUUUUGCAGGACAAAACAACGUGAAUUCUUAGUUCAUUGUGACUGUUAGUUAUCAUAAAAUCUACCGAAUCACUGAAUAACGGUUGUAACUGAACUAAGGGGGUGUAAAAAUAUAACAAGUAGCCUUCGCUGAACUGGUGGACUUCCUCGUAUGGAAAUGAUCACGCCAUUCUCCGGUCUACUAAUACCCAUUGUCGAAGUUUGGCUCCCAAGGGCACAAGGCCAGAGAAAAUGGGUAAGGGCUAGGGAGAGAGAAAGAGAAAGAUGGAUACCAGGCAACGCUUAAGUUACUGUUUUAGCAUAUAAGUAAUAUAUAUUUUUUGGGACUAGUGCCAACUAAGAAAACAUACAAUUAGAGUAGAGAGAGAAACAAUGGAGGAGUCGAUUGUCAGAUUGACAAACUGUUGAUGCUGACGCCGACUUAGCAACAUUUAGGCAGAUCGACGUCAUUGGCAUUCCAGCAACUUCCCCGACCGCGCUGAAUACCGGGUGCUAAAACGCACUUCGCACAAGAUGGACCGGUAGGGACGGAGGUACAGAGAGAAUAGUGGUUUCAGUUUGCUCAUGUCAUCUUUAGCUAUUCAUCUGACUAACCGACAUCUGGAGCUCGGAAGCAUGGUGGUGACCCCGUAACUAAAUGCGGAAUCCAUGAGCUGCCAUUGUAGGGGCGAUAGCGCUAUUUUGAAAUUUGAUGUGCACAAUCACAGCUAAAUUUAACAGCUCCGCAGGCAAUUGCAAUGUACUCGAAUAACAGGCUGUAUGAACAUUACGAAGGCCAUGUUCCCUGCUCUUCAGUUUAGCAACUGCGUAAGCAAUCAAUCACUCAUACUACUUAUUACUGGCGUUUCAUUGAAGCUCAUCAUUCCCACGUUCUUUUUACUUUUUUCAUAGUGGUUACCGACCAUAUGUCACCUUCUGGUACGAAGGUGAUAUCGGGUGGGCUGAUCAGGUGUUCGACAACUUCACUGAUACCGGACCGCAUACAAAGUAUUUAGAGACGUAUAAGCUGCCCGAAGAGUGCUACACCGCCUUGACCUGCCUAUACGACUAA
This is a messenger RNA of Spirometra erinaceieuropaei, 1876 nucleotides long. The record is from the annotation of a GenBank genome assembly. Lineage: Eukaryota; Metazoa; Platyhelminthes; Cestoda; Diphyllobothriidea; Diphyllobothriidae.